AUGGACGCUCAGGCCAGGCUCCAAGUGCUGCGAUGCGUCGCCUACUCGACGGUCGCAUUCGCUACCCUCUCGGUCCUGACGGUCGCCAUGACUGUGCCGAUGAUGUACGCCUAUGUUGACCAGAUCAAGAUCCAGAUGGACCAGGAGAUGGACGCCUGCCGUGAGGCCGGAGAAGAGAUCAGCAUGGGAGUCUCGGAGCUGCGUGCCAUCCAGGCCCUCUCUCGCAGCAACCGUACCGCCCGCCAGGCCUACCAAGACCUCGACGCUGCCCUCCUACCCCACACUCCUCAGCGCCCCAGCUAUGGUGCCAACCGUGGAGGAUGGGGAGCUAACCGUCAAGGAGGACAGUACGCCCAGGCCCGCCAGGGACAAGGCUACAACCGUCAGCCCGCUGCCGUCGGAGGAUACCAAAACCAGAACGGAUACAACCGCGGAGGAAACACCGGAGCUCAGAACGGCUACAACCGCAACGGUGGAUUCGGAGGAAACUCUGGAGCCGGAAACGGACACACCGUUCUCGAAGUCCUGACACGGCCUGUCAGGAUGUUCUUCGAUUUCGGGCUCUCCGAGAAUUUGCAUAAGAGAUGGUGUCGCUACAUAAUCCAUCGAUAUCUCGGCCAGUUUCUUGACUUAAAACUUUCGUUGGAGGAUAUUUCGGUCAGCCUGAUUGAGGGUGAAAUUAAUGUUGGAGAUUUGUAUUUGAGCACAAAGGUUAUCAACGAGAUCCUGGAAUCACAGGGUCUGCCAUUUCGAUUAGUGGAAGGAUACAUUGGAAAUAUUAACCUUAAGGUUCCGUGGUCGUCGUUGACAAAAGAGCCUACAAAAGCCAGCGUUUCCAACCUACAACUUACCUUUAAAGCCUUGGAUCAAUUUUCAGUCGAAGAUGCAGAUCAAGUUUCUACGAUGCUGGGCAGUGUCCUCGAGUCAUUCUCCCAAGAUUUGGCCGAAGACUUUUGCAAGGAGGAAAAUGUGAAACAGGAAGAGCUGGAAGAUGGGACUGAUGGAGUGAAAGCUUUUUCACAGGUCAUUGAUGCAAUUGUUUCUCGUUUUUGCGUCAAAUUCAAUGAUACCACUGUUCGAAUCGAGCGCGCACCGGAAGAGAUGAGUGCUUAUGGGAUGGCUCUAGAAAUGUUGAUUGAGGAAUUUGAAUUCAUGGAUGACCAGAUGAAAAACGUGAACCGAGGUCAGGGAACAUCGGAGGCGAUUACCUCUCAGCCACAAGCCGCAUGUUCUGUAACAAAAUUGCACAAAUUCUUGAGCGUUCGAGGCCUUUCGCUCUUUACGGAUGUAUUUACGCCGAUUGACAACCAUUUUUCGGACGGGGAUGAGUUGUAUUCGAGUCAAUGCUUGACGAGUAUGCAUGUUAGAAGGACCAACAAACAGAAAGAUGACUCCUUGAACGACUCAAAUGGCCUAUUGGAAUCUACGGCAUCUGGUUUGGGAGAUUAUCAAUCAUGCUAUUCUACCCUUACCACUUCAACUCGACGUCCUGCAGCAUAUCCCCAAACUUCCCAAAACCCCGAAGAAUGCGAAAACCUUGAAUCUUCGCCCAUCCGAUUCGCUCGCUUGUCCGACGACACUGAAAUUACGAUUGAAUUCGAUAACCCUGUCGGGCAAUCAAAAGAUCAGCGUCGAAAGCUUAACAUCGCGUUGAACGCCAGCUCAUUGAACGCCUUCCUGUCGCCGUCACAAAUUGCCAUACUGCAGAAAUUCUUCUCCAACAUUGCCAUCGAUCCGAAAAAGAAGAAAAGUCAGAACUAUGGGUCGACUGUGACGGAUCAUGAUUUGGAAAAUAUUGUUCGACAAACGGUCGAGGGCAAUCAUAUUGGUGGGAAUCGGCUUGGAGAUGAGACAUAUCCAGGGCAAGAAUUCAAGGAAUUCUCCCAAAUUUCGCUGGAUGACUCGCCAAAACCCAUGCAGGAAGUGAAAAGCAGGAUUCCGAGAAAAGAAUUCAUCAAAUCCGAUCGGAAUGAUGCAAAUACUGUGAUGAAUCUGAAGCUGCGAAGUGCAAAUAUCUUUGUGACGCAUGACGACCCGAUGGACAAAAUAAACAGCACGGAAGGCAUCAAGAAAUUGGAUGAUUUGAGCAAUGAGUUCUUCGAAAAAAUCCAAAAACUGAACUUCAUUGCCCCCUCAGCCACGCAGGAAUUGCUGGAGACCACCAGGAAUCAACUGAACACAGCCUAUGCUGGAGAUCAUUUGAGGUGCAAUGCAUGUGGGGUUACGGUUGCUAUGAACAGCACGAAUGGAAGUGACGAUAUCAAAAUCGCAGCUCAAACAUUCGAUCUGAUCGAAUCCUUGUCAGCUGAAUCUUGUGAGGGAUCAUCGGAACGAAUGCAUAUUCCAUUGAUAUCAUUUGCAAGGGAAACUGACGAACAGAGGAGCAAUGAAAAUAUUGUUAUCGAUGUGAUUAAGCGAGCCUCCCAGGAUACGACGAACAUCUCGAUCCAUAUGGGCCACAUUAUCACCGAAGCUGAUAUUUCCAUCAUCGACCGAAUUUCGGCGUUAAUUACCCCUCAGCCAUUCUUUUUCGAGGCAUCUUAUGGAAUGGCCAAAACCCGGCAGCGCUUCAUGUCUCGUCUGUCUACCAACCUUCCCUGCGAUGAAUACGACGAAAAAACGCCUUCGAAAUUCUUGAUCGAAUUUACCUGCGCUGAUUGGACGAUUGAUUUGAAGUUCCCCGUGAUCAACAGAACCGAGCAACGGACAGACCAUCGCAUCCGGCAUUUACAUAAAGAGACACUGAGAAUCCGAUUCGUCAAGCCCUUGGCCACACUGCCGUACGAGAAUUCGAAGAACAUCAACCUGGAAUUCCAAGCAGAUAAAUUCAACGCCUGGUUCAUGGGUAACCAAGAGCUUCUGCAGUGCACCGAGAAAGACUUCUGCUUCGUUCAUGGAGACAAGAAGUUUGGUGAUGAAACGGAGAGAAUAAAGAUCUCGGUGACGUAUGAUCCAAGGAACAAAAGUUUACAUGAUGCUGAUUUUACCUCUGGAGGUCGGCCUGUGGAUUUGGAAAAGAGCUUCACCUCGGCACUGCUGGGUGCAGUCGAGCAAAGGGAGGGUCUUUUCUCUCAGACCUUCAGCGCUUACACGCGUGGCGACAAGAACUGGGAAAAUGGUGCCCAAAGCUCAAGCAUCCUCGAUGAUAUCGAUGAGGAGAACGAGCCAGUCAGCUAUGAUACCAUGUGCAACAUCAUCCGCCCUGGCACUCGAAAGCAGAUGAUCAACUGGUCCAACGAUUGCAACCAAAAGGCCCGGGCCCUGAUCGCGAUUUCGGCCCCAACCCUCCAAGCUCAUAUCCCGAGUCAUAAAUUCUUGGAACUGCUAUAUAAUCGCUUGGUGAACGAUCUUCCCUUGUGGUUGCCGUCAUCGCCAAGAUUAUCGAGAUCCGACUCCCAUUCCACCGAGACCUUUAAGAAUUUCAGAUCCACCGGACUCGAAGAAGAUGACGAUACCGAAUCCGACAUUCAUGAACCGGUCGAAGAUAUCGAUCGGUCGAAAAACCACCUCUUUGCCCUGUCGUUCUCUUCCAACAAGACGACUUUUGUAUUGGGAACGGUAGCCACGGAGAAUCGACGCAAUGUCGAGGGAGGUAAAGCGCAAGUCAUUGCCCAUAUGGAUUCACCGGCCCUGUACCUGCUAUAUGGAUUCCACGGCAAUCCGCUUCUCACCUACUUCUACUUCACAACUACCGCCGUGACAUUGGCGCAUAAUAAAAACGCUAAUUCUCCGAAUGACGUGGCGGAAAGGGAUUUCGGAAAGCAUAGUCGUGCCGAUACGGUUGUUGAGCGUAUCAACGAUCAGACACUUGCAAAUUUGAACAGCGAAGAUUGCAUCGGAAUCGCUGUGAAGUUGAAUUUGAGGAAUCGUGACGAUGUCAAGGAUACGAUGCUGACAGUUUCAACACGACAGCUCCAAAUGAAUCUCCAUCCAUUCCGUGAUGCUGGCCAUCUGUGGGCCACGCAAGUGUCAGCUCUAUUCACAUUGACUGACUACCACAUUCCCGGUUAUGAAAUGCCAAAGGUCCAAACCGAAUUCCAUCUCAACCUGGAUGAAGUCGUACUCGCUUACGAUCAUUCCGAUAUCACCAAGGAUAGCCCAUUGAAGCUAAGACUGGGGCUGGGACAAGCCGACCUCUAUUGUGGAUCCCUUCAAUCCGAUUGUUCCCUGGAACUUCUCUGCCUUUUCGAACGAACUCGUGUGUUUAUGACGAACCAAACAGUGAAGAAGAACGCACGGUUUGCUGGUGACGCCGAAAAAGUCCAAUCGAACGGCUUCUUCCAAAUAGUGGCCCUAGAGAUGUUCCAACUGGAAGUGAGGCUUGGUGCUCCAUCGCAGACCAGCCAGAGGAUCCCCCAAUUCGACGUUCGAUGCACUAAUGAUAUGCUGAAAAUCUGGCUUUGUGAAGAUUCGUUGGUGACGCUGAUCAACAUGGCCGGCGAGUUCUCCGAGUCGGACGCGAUCAAGCCAAUCCCAAUGAAUGAGGAAGAAGUUGAGGCUGAGGAAGAAGAAGAACGGAAUACUGUUAUUGACGAGGGCCGCUCGGAAGCUGGUGAAUCAACGUGGAGUCGUCCCUCUUCAAACAAGCCUAAAGAUAUUCCACUUCCUACAGAAAAGGCCCAACAGCUUGAGAAAAUGAUGGCGAGCGCUAUGGAAGAAGAUCUGGAUGGAGGAAAUGUUGGAAUUCCGGUCGGCAGAGAAGCUCUUGAUACGCUUUUUGAAGAUGCUGUUGGCUCUUGGGACUCAAAACCUCACAACGGUCAUCGCCAACGGGUAGAGUCCGAGAACUACCACACCCGCCACACAUCAAUUUCUACUGACGAUGAAUUCUGCAUGGUUGAUGAUAUCAUCGGAGCGGGCAUUGUGGGAUCAUCCGGCGAACCGCGAAUCCGCGCCCUAAUCCCGGGUCAAUCCGCUGAGGACACCGGUAUCUCACCGGAACGCGAGUAUUUCAGCCAGGCCGGCGAAAAUCGAGCCCAAGGGGUGCUAGCAACACCACCAAACUAUCCGCUACCGAUCUGUCGUUGUCAUUUGAAAGACGUUAGCGUUGAGGUGCAUCUAUUUGGAGGAAAUGAUCUUGGAGAGCACUGGAAUGGCCCGAGAGCCUACAGUAUGCUUGAAUACCGAGACGGUCAAGGACGUGGGCAAAGCCUGAAGAAAGAGGAAAAGGGUGGACCUCAUCGCGAUCAUUCAGUGGCUGUGGUGUUGACACUAUCCAAGAUUCAAUUGUUACACCAACUAUUCGAUGCAAGAGCACCUAUGAUGGGGAUGACACUGGCGACCAUUCAAGAUAUUACGGUCAAAGAUCGGCUGAAAACUAGCGACAUUAAUGAAAUGGUCUACCAGUACUUCACCAUUGAACGUCCUCGUCGAACCCUAGCCCCAAUGCUUGCCAUCAGGAUCGCGGAAUCACACAAAUGCGAAGGAAAACUUAGGGUGUCCCUCCUGCCAGUCCGUGUCAACAUCGAUCAAUUCACGCUCGACUUCUUAGAAGAAUUUUCAUUGAGCGUUUCGAAGGGAAUUAGGUUGCCUAGCAAUAUGGGCUUGCCCGAAAAGAAACAGCCGGUGAUCGAGGUCCCAUGUCGGCCUCCUGGUGAGCAGAAUGGAGGUCGGCUAUAUCCGACUCUCAGUAAGGAACCGUUGACUCCAAGCCCGAUUGGACCAAAUCCAUACGCCGACCUCUCCCCAUUGGAAGAAGUGACAAACGGCUUCCAAGGCCGAAGACCAAUCAAUAUGGAUCCGAUAAUGACUGACUCAAUGGCAUUCUGUCAUGACCGAACCCCUCAACGCGAAGAACCCCCACCAUUCGUGUUCAGCGCUCUGUCCGAAACAUUACCAACUGGCUCUGACGAUGAAGAGGAUCCUAACAUCAUUGGUGACAGUGGAGAUAUGCUUGGAGAUUGGGCAGCUCAAUCAGUUUCCGAAAACAACCAAGGACAAGGACCUCUGUUGCGCAGCUUCUCACAACCAACACCGGUUCAACACCGCCAAUCUGUAGAUGAUAUUCUUAUGAGAAGCACGAUGGACGGUUCGAUACAGCCGCUGUAUGACGACAACGACGAGGCAGAUUCAUCUGGAGAAAAUCUAUUGGAACUCAGCGAUCAAGUCGGCUCGAGCCACGAUCUAAACCAAGAUGAGCCUGCUGAUGACAUGACCACUCAAGUCGAUGAGCCUGCACCAGAGCCGCAAAAACUUACGACGUAUUUCAAAGAGUUCGUUUUCUCCCCAGCCGCGACCUUCUACAUCGAUUAUCAGGGAAAGAAAAUCAACUACGAGAAAGAUGGUGCUAUGCUCGGAGCCUUGAAAGGACUGGUCAAGCUGAAUCGUACCGAAAUCGUGCUCAAGGAAUUGCACUGCCGAAAUGGGCUGCUCGGAUUUGAUCGCUGCAUUCAGUACGCCAUCGAUGAGUGGAGCGAGGACAUCGUCAAACAUUUCCCGAAUGUGUUGGCUUCUUGCGGCCCGAUUAGUCCUUUGGUGGAUAUCUCUCGUGGCUUCUACGAUCUAUUCUGGAUGCCGGUCAAUGAGAUGCGAAAGGAAGAUGGUCGGCUCGUUAAGGGGAUCCAACGAGGAGCUGGUAGCUUCGGGACCAGCACAGCAGCUGCCGUUGUUGAGUUGGCACAAACGUUUGUUGGAGCUGUCCAGUACGCAACCGAAACCGUAUUCCACGAGGUUCAUCCCGGAGAAGCACACAUUACUGGAAGAUCUCAGAAGGCGAUAGCAUCGUCCCAAGCAGCUCCUGCUGAUCUGCGACAAGCCACUCAACGAGCUUACGAUAUUGUUCGAGAUGGUGUCCGUCAAACUCGAGAAGACCUCGAACAUGCUAGCCAGGAAAAUCGAGCAAGUGGGCAAUCGGCUAUUAGAUCGUGGGCUCGUUUUGCUACACCAACCGUCCUUCGACCAUUUAUGAUGACUGCGCAAGUAACCUAUCAAAUGCUUGGUGGCUUACGCAACCAACUCCGACCCGACGUCUACAUGGAAGACAUCCACAAAUGGAAAGACGCCGAGCCCGGCACCUCCCGGAAU
This is a messenger RNA of Mesorhabditis spiculigera, 7023 nucleotides long. NCBI's taxonomy places the organism in Eukaryota, Metazoa, Nematoda, Chromadorea, Rhabditida, Rhabditidae. The record is from the annotation of a GenBank genome assembly.